UUGCACAAGUAGUUGAAUUUAGGGCUUAAAAUCUUUCUUGCUACAAUAGUUGCUUCUUUCUAGUUUCCUGUCUUUACACCUUUUUUCAGUGCCAAUUCUUAAACCUUGCCCCUAUAAGCUGCGAGCUCAAGAACACUUUUAAAUGCCGCAAAUUUCCUUCUAAAAUUGCCCCAUUUUCGAUCAUUCAACUGCAAAUUAAUCGAAAAUGACGGCGAUUUUCUGUCGAAUUAAAGAGACGAAGUUGAACAAAUUCAUCUACCAAUUCAGAAGAUAUCAUUUCCAGAUUCCUGUACCUCAGUUCGUCAAUCAAACAGCAGCUUCGCUUAGAUUAUCGGAUUAUUAUUUUCUAUCUAAUUCUCCGAAAAUUAGCCCUAAUUUUCAACGUCGGGAUGAAUUAUUCAAUUCUAGGGUUCGAUUCUAUGCGGCCCCAGUUCAGAUUAAGAAGGAGAAGGUUACUACUCCUAGUCGACCGCGGCUUAAUGAAGAGAUUAAAGCGGAUAUUUUAAGGGUUGUUACUGAUGAAGGACAUAAUAUUAUCUCAAGACAGGAAGCUCUGAAGCGUGCAAAAAGUCUCAAGCUUGAUCUAGUUGAGGUUGACCAAGUAGCAAAGCCUCCUGUUUGCAAAAUCAUGGACUAUAACCGGGAACGGUACAAGAAACAAGUUAGAGAAAAAGAGCGUGCUAAGAUAAAGUCUGCUGGCAGUCUUAAGAGAGGAGGUUGCAAAGAAAUUCGUGUUUCUGCGAAGUCUGAAUCGAAGGAUGUUAAGAUGAAAGCAGACACAAUUAGGAGAUUGAUGGAACGUGGAUACCGAGUAAAGUGCAUGGCUACUGGUACUGAAGACCAAGAUUUAAGUGGAAUUCUUUCUCAAAUUUCUGCUUUGAUUGAAGAUGAUGCGUUUGUUGAAGAAAAAAGACCAGCAUAUUUAAUAGUUAGGCAUGUCAAAUUUGGUGUGUCAAAGAAAGGAGGCAAGAAGUCUUCCAACAGUUCCAAGGACAAAACUGCUGCCAGCUCAGAGAUCCAUAACGCUGCUGCUACUUGCAGUGACAGUCCUGCUGAUUUGGGAGAAGCAUCUUCCUGUGAAGAAUCUGAUAUGGACAAUGUGGAUGAUGAUGUGGAAGCACCCUUGCAAUGUCAAGAACAGCCUACAUGGCCAGCUACUUCAGUUUCUAGUGCAGACCAAAAUUUUGCUGAAAUGUUUGACCUCAGCCAUAAUGUGAAAGGGACUACCAGCAUUCAGGAGAAGCAAAUCAGGUUUGACGACAAAGCAGCAGCUGCAACAUCCAAUAAUAAUAAUGCUGCAGGAUUCACGCCUCCUGGAGUGUGCAACUUUACUGGUCCAAAUGUAAGGCCAAUCGCACAAGAAAUUGAAAAUAGAUACGCCGGAAGCGCAGCAAAGAGUGCUUCAGCUGUGAGGAAUCCUACGAAAUUUCCUAAUAGUGAAACUCAGCGCCAAUCUCAUCCUCAACUCCACCCUAGUGCUCUUCCACCUAGAGGUCCCAGACAAGGUGGAGUUGAAGGUUCUCCAUCUAUGAAUUUCCGUCUUUCUCCAGAUGAUAUUCCUCAGCCAAGGAGCGAGUUUCAAAGUCAAUCAAGUCAGCCUAAUAGUAACUCAUCGAGCUCCAUGGGACACCCACAGCCACCUAUUACUACUGGUAGUCCUAGAUCUCAGUCAACGGGAUUUGGUACAUUUAGCAGCACAAAGGUAGAUGCACUUAAAAGCCCCAGGCAAGGUGGACUUGAAGGUUCUCGACCCACAAAUUUCCAUCUUCCUCCAGAUGUGACUCAGCCUAGGGGUGAAAUUCAUAAUCGAUCAAGUCAACCUAAUAUUAACUCAUCGGGCAGCAUUGGACACCAGCAGCCACCUAGUAAUACGAGUAGCCCUAGAUCCCAAUCAAUAGGUUUUGGUAAGUUUAGCAGUACAACGGGAGAUGCUAACCCCAAUAUUGCUGGCCCUUCAGAUGUUACUAGAAAUUCUGCUCCAGGUGGUUUGAAGCCACCUAUACCAAGAUCUGAUGGACCUCAGAAAUCAGAGUCUACUGAUAAGAAAUGGGGAAUAUUUAGUAAAUAGAGCUCAAUUCUGUGUCAGGGAGGAAUACACCAGUUUCAAGAAACAACCAAUACGGAGUAGUAUUAUUCAUUCCAAUUUGGAUUAAGUUGGGAUCAUAAAUUCAUAUAUUUGUUUUAAAUUUUUCCGUGUAAUAAACCCUUGUUGAGUUGGGCAAGUUUUUUCUACUAAUACUAGUAUUGUAUAAGCACUAUACUGCUGCAAGAAAUUUUGUAUUUUCUCUGAGUAUGA
This is a messenger RNA of Chenopodium quinoa (quinoa), 2296 nucleotides long. RefSeq names its product translation initiation factor IF3-1, mitochondrial-like. Gene Ontology annotation, biological process: ribosome disassembly; translational initiation. Bases 206 to 2068 code for a protein of 620 amino acids. The transcript is spliced from 8 exons. NCBI's taxonomy places the organism in Eukaryota, Viridiplantae, Streptophyta, Magnoliopsida, Caryophyllales, Amaranthaceae. The record is from RefSeq and is a predicted model, not a curated record. Gene Ontology annotation, molecular function: ribosome binding; translation initiation factor activity.